Messenger RNA from Marmota monax (woodchuck), 4794 nucleotides. It is a transcript of the gene Lgr5, whose product is annotated as leucine rich repeat containing G protein-coupled receptor 5. Gene Ontology annotation, molecular function: G protein-coupled receptor activity; protein binding; protein-hormone receptor activity. The transcript has 18 exons. Gene Ontology annotation, cellular component: membrane. Gene Ontology annotation, biological process: G protein-coupled receptor signaling pathway. Bases 77 to 3112 code for a protein of 1011 amino acids. Lineage: Eukaryota; Metazoa; Chordata; Mammalia; Rodentia; Sciuridae. The record is from RefSeq and is a predicted model, not a curated record.
AAAGCUGGGCUGCGCUGACGUCACUGGGCGCGCAAUUCGGGAUCCAGCGCUUUAAAAAACGAGCGUGCGAGCGGAGAUGCUGCUGCACACAGCUCAGACCGCCUGCAGCAGCAACGCGCACCGCUACUGCCGCGACUGCAUCAAGGGCUGCUCCAGGGGCCAGCGUGGCUGCAACGUGCUCCGCGAUCCCCGCGGAACUUCUCCUCUGCGCUCCCGGCGGGGGGCAGGAGCGCGGCGCCCAGUGUUACAGACGCCCGCAGAGCUUCAGAAGCCGGAGGAGCGCCGCCUGGCGCGCCACAGUCCACAACAGUCCCGGCGUUGCCCUCGGCUGGCGUCUGGCUCGCGGAUCCCUGCCUUGGGCACCAUGGACACCUCCCGCGUCGGCGUGCUCCUGUCCUUGCCUGUGCUGCUGCAGCUAGCGGCUGGAGGCGGCUCGCCCAAGCCCGGUGCGCUACCGCGGGGCUGUCCCACACACUGUCACUGCGAGCCCGACGGCAGAAUGUUGCUCAGGGUGGACUGCUCGGACCUGGGACUCUCGGAGCUGCCCUCCAACAUCAGCGUCUUCACCUCCUACCUAGACCUCAGUAUGAACAACAUCAGCCGACUGCCCCCGGGUCCCCUGCACAGCCUCCGCUUCCUAGAGGAGCUACGUCUUGCCGGAAACGCUCUGACAUACAUUCCCAAGGGAGCAUUCGCUGGCCUUUACAGUCUUAAAGUUCUUAUGCUGCAGAACAAUCAGCUAAGACAGGUGCCCACGGAAGCUCUGCAGAAUUUGCGAAGCCUCCAAUCCCUGCGUCUAGAUGCCAACCACAUCAGCUAUGUGCCACCCAGCUGUUUCAGUGGCCUGCAUUCCCUGAGGCACCUGUGGCUAGAUGACAAUGCCCUGACAGAAAUCCCUGUCCAGGCUUUCAGAAGUUUAUCAGCAUUGCAAGCCAUGACCUUGGCCCUGAACAAAAUACACCACAUACCAGACUAUGCCUUUGGAAACCUCUCCAGCUUGGUAGUUCUGCAUCUCCAUAACAAUAGAAUCCACUCCCUGGGAAAGAAAUGCUUUGAUGGGCUCCACAGCCUAGAGACUUUAGAUUUAAAUUACAAUAACCUUGAUGAAUUCCCCACUGCAAUCAGGACCCUCUCCAACCUUAAAGAACUAGGAUUUCAUAGCAACAAUAUCAGGUCAAUACCUGAGAAGGCAUUUGUAGGCAACCCUUCUCUUAUUACAAUACAUUUCUAUGACAACCCCAUCCAAUUUGUUGGGAGAUCUGCUUUUCAACAUUUGCCUGAACUAAGAACACUGACUUUGAAUGGUGCCUCACAAAUAACUGAAUUUCCUGAUUUAACUGGAACUGCCAACCUGGAAAGUCUGACUUUAACUGGAGCACAGAUCUCAUCUCUUCCUCAAACCGUCUGUGAUCAGUUACCUAAUCUCCAAGUGCUAGAUCUGUCUUACAACCUGUUAGAAGAUCUACCCAGUUUUUCAGUCUGCCAAAAGCUUCAGAAAAUUGACUUCCGACAUAAUGAAAUCUAUGAAAUUAAAGUCAACACUUUUCAGCAAUUGCCUGGCCUCCGAUCUCUGAAUUUAGCUUGGAAUAAAAUUGCCAUUAUUCACCCCGAUGCAUUUUCUACUUUGCCAUCACUAAUAAAGCUGGACCUAUCGUCCAACCUCCUGUCGUCUUUUCCUGUAACUGGGUUACAUGGUUUAACUCACUUAAAAUUAACAGGAAAUCAUGCCUUACAGACCUUGAUAUCAUCUGAAAACUUUCCAGAACUCAAGAUUAUAGAAAUGCCUUAUGCUUACCAGUGCUGUGAAUUUGGAGUGUGUGAGAACAUCUAUAAAAUUCCUAAUCAGUGGAAUAAAGGUGACAACAGCAGUGUGGAUGACCUUCAUAAGAAAGACGCUGGGAUGGUUCUGGUUCAAGAUGAGCGUGACCUGGAAGAUUUCCUGCUGGACUUUGAGGAAGACCUGAAAGCCCUUCAUUCAGUGCAGUGUUCACCUUCUCCAGCCUUUUUCUUCCUUGAACUUUCAGGCCCUUUCAAGCCCUGUGAACACCUGUUCGGUAGCUGGCUGAUCAGAAUCGGAGUGUGGAUCAUAGUAGUUCUGGCGAUUUCUUGCAACACCUUGGUGAUUUCAACAGUGUUCAGAUCCCCUCUGUACAUUUCCUCCAUAAAACUGUUGAUUGGGGUCAUUGCAGUGAUGAACAUGCUCAUGGGUGUCUCCAGCACUGUGCUGGCUGCCAUAGAUGCAUUCACUUUUGGCAGCUUUGCGCAGCACGGUGCAUGGUGGGAGAAUGGGGUCGGUUGCCAAAUAAUUGGGUUUUUGUCCAUUUUUGCUUCGGAAUCAUCUGUUUUCCUGCUUACUCUGGCAGCCCUGGAGCGUGGGUUUUCUGUGAAGUGUUCUGCAAGAUUUGAAAUGAAAACUCCUUUUUCUAGCCUGAAAGCAAUUAUUUUGCUCUGUGCCCUGCUGGCCCUGACCAUCGCCACAGUUCCUCUGCUGGGUGGCAGUGAGUACAGUGCCUCCCCUCUCUGCCUGCCCCUUCCCUUUGGGGAACCCAGCACCACUGGCUACAUGGUGGCUCUUGUCUUGCUCAACUCCCUUUGCUUCCUCAUAAUGACCAUUGCCUACACCAAGCUCUACUGCAACUUGGAGAAGGGAGACCUGGAGAAUAUCUGGGACUGUUCCAUGGUGAAACACAUUGCUCUGUUGCUCUUCACCAACUGUAUCCUUUACUGCCCGGUGGCUUUCUUAUCCUUCUCCUCUUUGCUGAACCUCACAUUUAUCAGUCCUGAAGUAAUUAAAUUUAUCCUUCUAGUGAUUGUCCCACUUCCUGCCUGUCUCAAUCCCCUUCUUUACAUCCUCUUCAAUCCCCACUUUAAGGAGGAUCUGGGGAGCCUGGAAAAGCAAACCCACCUCUGGACAAGAUCAAAACACCCAAGCUUGAUAUCUGUUAACUCAGAUGAUGUUGAGAAACAGUCCUGUGACUCAACCCAAGCCUUGGUAACCUUCACCAGCGCCAGCAUAGCCUACGACCUGCCUUCCAAUUCUGUGUCAUCGCCAGCUUAUACAGUGACGGAAAGCUGUCAUCUUUCAUCUGUAGCAUUUGUCCCAUGUCUCUAAUUAAUAUGUAAGUAAAAGUUUUUCAAAAGAUGGGAACUUGAAAAUGUGAGAUUGAGGACAUCAGAGCAGUAGCUAAGAAGACUGGGGUGAAACUGGGUUUAAAAACCAAAAAAUAAAAUAAAAUAACCUCUCAGUGUGAUAAAACUGAUACCUAUUGAUACUUGAGAGUGAAAUACAAAUCUAAAUGCUGCUUGUAUGUUGUUGAGCUAAGAGAUAGAUCAGUCACAUUACUGAUAUUGACCCAGAUCAAAAAAUCAAAUUGAAAUGCUCUUUAAUAAAAGAGUCUCCAUGAUUUUGCAUUCUCUUUAAACUCACCAAUAUGAGCUCAGUGGAGAAGACUCACUUGCUUACAAAAUGGGUUUAUUUAAACUCCCAAAUCUCUUAAAAUACGUUUGAAAGUAUUGGGAAAGUGAAGGUUUGAAAUGGCUUACAUUACUUAUAAAAGACUAUGGCCCACAGGAUUUCAUUUUAAUGACUAUAUGGAGAUGCUUUAGUCUGCCUUUGCCUUUCCUCAGAGAAGAUCCUUCUCAGUCACCAGUUCUGGAUAAUAUAAGGCAGUAUUAAGUCAUCUAUAGUCACAUCAUUUUUACAAAUACUGGGUUUUAGGACUCAGCACUCUAUGGUUUUAUGGAAUAAAACUGAUUACAGGGGCUGGGGCUAUAGCUCAGUUGGUAGAGUGAUUGCCUUGCAUGCACAAGGCCCUGGGUUCAAUCCCCAGAAUUAAAAAAAAAAAAAAAAAAGAAAAGAAAAGAAACCCACAACUGAUUAUAAAUAUUUUGAAAGGCAAAUUAACUGAAAUUAUUAAAUUAUUCCAAGGCAAUCAUGUACAGGCAAAGCUGUCUUGUCUAAUUCAUUUUAAGUCCUUGGUGUCCAAAGCUCAGAAAGGAAGUCCAUUGCAGGCAGUGAACAUAUCUAGAAAAGAUAGCAAGCAUGUGGGAUUUUUUUUUUUUUAAUUUCUGAUUGAGUGCACAUUUUUUGUAAAAGACUUUAUCAUUGAUUCAAUGGUUGUGCACCUUAAGAUAACGAUCAAGUGCAUACAUAACAAAAAUUAAGUCCACCCAUAAAACUUCUCAUGCAUGUAUUUCUAGUCCCUCUGGCCACAAUUUGGACAAUGCCUUGGACUCAAUAGAGACUUGGUAAUAUUUUAUCUUGUUUAUUUACCUUGGUUUUAGCUACAUUCUCUCUGGAUCAACCACUUGAUGUGAGGAACAUUACUCCUCUGAUUAUUCCAUAUUAAUACAUGUGUUAGAUAUUAUAAGAGACAAAUUAUUAAAUAUGAAGAGUCAAAGGAUUAAGUCUUAACUUCUAUUAUCCUACAUUAGUUUCAUUAUACCCAAACCAAAAAGCUAUUAGGUAGAUUUAUUUUUAUAUAAGCAUGUUUAUUUUGAUCAGAUGUUUUAACUUGGAAUUUAAAAAAAUACAUUUAUGAGAUGUUUUAUAAGAUGUGUAAAUAUAGAACUGUAUUUAUUACAGUAAAGAAUCAGUGACAUUAAAGACCAUGAUAAUAAACCAUGUACAGUGGCAUAGCCUUCCAUAUAUAUUGUUUCUCUGUCCAUUUUCUUUAAAUUCAUCAACUGUAUGUAAUAUAUGUAAAUAUAUAAUACUUGUAAAUAGAUUCCAAAUUUGCUUUUCUAUUGGAUACAAAAUAAAUUUGUAAUAAAAUGUGUGACUAUAAAACAAAA